Messenger RNA from Parus major (Great Tit), 1869 nucleotides. RefSeq names its product calcium/calmodulin-dependent protein kinase type II subunit beta. The transcript has 17 exons. The record is from RefSeq and is a predicted model, not a curated record. Gene Ontology annotation, cellular component: neuron projection; cytoplasm. Lineage: Eukaryota; Metazoa; Chordata; Aves; Passeriformes; Paridae. Gene Ontology annotation, molecular function: ATP binding; calcium/calmodulin-dependent protein kinase activity; calmodulin binding. The coding region runs from base 41 to 1393 and encodes 450 amino acids. Gene Ontology annotation, biological process: protein phosphorylation.
CCGCCCCCGCCCCCCGUUCUGUUUUGCAGUCACUGUGUCCAUGAGCUCUUUGCCCGCGUUCCUCCCACCCAUCACUUUGCCCCUGAGCAGAGGGAGCCGCAGCCACUGCAUCCAGCAGAUCCUGGAAGCUGUCCUGCACUGUCACCAGAUGGGGGUGGUCCACAGAGACCUCAAGCCGGAGAACCUGCUUCUGGCCAGCAAGUGCAAAGGGGCAGCAGUGAAGCUGGCGGACUUUGGCCUUGCCAUCGAGGUGCAGGGGGAUCAGCAGGCCUGGUUUGGAUUUGCUGGCACACCUGGCUACCUGUCCCCUGAGGUCCUGCGCAAGGAGGCCUAUGGCAAACCGGUGGACAUCUGGGCAUGUGGGGUCAUCCUGUACAUCCUGCUGGUGGGCUACCCGCCGUUCUGGGAUGAGGACCAGCACAAACUCUACCAACAAAUCAAGGCCGGGGCCUAUGAUUUCCCUUCACCUGAGUGGGACACAGUCACCCCCGAAGCAAAAAACCUCAUCAAUCAGAUGCUGACCAUCAACCCUGCCAAGCGCAUCACAGCCCACGAGGCCCUCAAGCACCCGUGGGUCUGCCAACGUUCUACCGUGGCCUCCAUGAUGCACAGGCAGGAGACAGUGGAGUGCUUGAAAAAGUUCAAUGCCCGGAGGAAGCUCAAGGGUGCCAUCCUCACCACCAUGUUGGCUACCAGGAACUUCUCAGUGGGCAGACAGACCACCGCUCCUCCCACCAUGUCGGCGGCCGCUGCCGGGGCCCCCCUGGGGCUGGUGGAACAAGCAGCUAAGAGCUUACUGAACAAGAAGGCGGACGGUGUGAAGCCCCAGACCAACAGCACCAAAGGCAGUGCUGGCGUCACCAGCCCCAAGGGGACCCUCCCGCCCACCGCUCUGGAGCCUCAAACUACUGUAAUUCAUAACCCCCCGGACGGCACCAAGGAGUCCUCCGACAGCACCAACACCACCAUUGAGGACGAGGACACCAAAGCCCGCAAGCAGGAGAUCAUCAAGAUCACGGAGCAGCUCAUCGAGGCCGUCAACAACGGAGACUUCGAGGCCUACGCGAAGAUCUGCGAUCCGGGGCUCACCUCCUUUGAGCCCGAGGCACUGGGAAACCUGGUGGAGGGGAUGGACUUCCACCGCUUCUACUUUGAAAACCUGCUCUCCAAGAACAACAAGCCCAUCCACACGACCAUCCUGAACCCACACGUGCACGUCAUCGGGGAGGACGCGGCCUGCAUCGCCUACAUCCGCCUCACCCAGUACAUCGACGCGCAGGGCCGGCCCCGCACCAGCCAGUCCGAGGAGACCCGCGUCUGGCACCGCCGCGACGGCAAGUGGCAGAACGUCCACUUCCACGGCUCGGGGGCCCCCGUGGCCCCGCUGCAGUGAAGAGCUUGCGGUGGCUGUCCUGGUUCCAGCCCGAUGGAGACGGCGAUGGGAGCCGAGGCGGCAGCCGGAGCUGCGGCCCCCCGAAGCACGCGUCCGCAUGCCUGUCCCCCCUACCCUGGCCCCUGCUCCCCCCUCCAGUGCCUGUGUUUGCAGAAAACAAAAAGAAAAAAAAGAAAAAAAAAAAAAAAAAGCCAAAACAAUGAAAACAAAAACAAAAAGAAAAAAAAAAGAAAAAAAAAAAAAGAAAAAAUAAAAGGGGAAAACUCCACCCCAAUCCCAAACCCACCCACACCCCCAAACCUAACCCAGCCGCUCGGCCACAGGCGAGGGCGCUGGGGGGCUCAGCCCCCCCCCUCGGCCCGUCUCUGCUGGGGGGGAAGGGGGGUCCCAGCCCCCCUCCCGGCUGUGCUCGUGGCGUGUUGCUGUCGCUGGUGGUGGAUGUUGUUCUUUGGGCUCUGCUUUGCUCUGUCCUGCCC